Molecule: messenger RNA, 12967 nt
Organism: Parasteatoda tepidariorum (common house spider)
Lineage: Eukaryota; Metazoa; Arthropoda; Arachnida; Araneae; Theridiidae
Source: RefSeq, a predicted model, not a curated record
ACUUCGGUGUUCUACUGGUUCUAAACGAUCAGUUAAACAAGCCUGCAAAUAUAAUUUCUAUAAAGAAAUAAUCUGAAAUAGGACAGAAAUGGUCAACCAAAAGCGUGUUGCGUAAAUUCGAUUGUCAACUAUCAACUUUAACAGCCGGCUAGUAAUUCUGUGUUUAAAUAUCCUAUUUUGUUGUUAAUUUAUAGCUGUUUUAAAUAUAUAUAUAUGUAUAUAUUGUUAUUAAUUAAGAAACUAUUUAUUGCUGUGAAAAUUUUAUAGAGGCACUGUCUUAUCAAACAUAUGCAGCCACCCUGUGGACAACUUUGAUAAAUCUUUACUGGUUUUAUAAUUAUGGUUCUUUACUUUAGUGGAGUGUCCAGGCCUAUAAUAUAUCCCGUAUUCCUUAAAAAUUGAAAAGACUUCAAUCUGUGGCCCUGAAGUAUGAAGGAAAUCUAGCUAUUUUCAUAAUAUUAACAAAAAAGCGUUUGGUGACAGAUAUACAUCCAAUCUUGAACAAUAUUACAGAUUAAUAAUGUUUCUCAAUACUGUGCAAAUUAUAAUUUAGUUCUGUUACUCUAAAAAUACAGAAAGUAGUUAGUUAAUCAUCUGUGACUAAACAAUGCAGUUACACAGUGAUGGAGAGAAAUUUGAUCAUCAUCUAUGGUUAAAACUGUUCAAUGAUAGUACUACUGAUGCAGAAAAGCAAGAAAUUACUCAGAAAAUUAAUUGCUGCUAUGAGAAGCUUAUUUCAAGCAAGUCAAAAACUAAUGAGUCGAUUUUAGGCCCGGAAAAACAGAAUUUUCAAAAAAUUCUGUUGCACUUUGUCAGUAUUUUUCCUUUUCUACCAGGAUUAAAUAAUACUAUUGAAAAGAUUGCCAACAUUUCAGAGGAUUUACUGCAAGAAAAUGAAAAUGAAUACUGUGAAAUAUUUGUGGAGAUUAUUACUUACAGCUUUGAGCAUCUCCAAUGUAUAGAUUCAGAUUCUAAAAAGGAUGCUACCAUGGACUUUAUCACAGUAUUUAAGGACAUUUUUACACUGGAUGAGGACAUGAGAUUGCUUGUUUUGAAUUUUUUUAUGAAAGUAUUUUAUGAAACCUAUGAUCCUAAUGAAAAAUACAUUAUAGAUUUUGUUAGUCUUAUAAAUCAACUCAUUAAAGAUGACAUUUAUUCCAAAGGAAAAACUCUUGAAAUUUCUGCUAAAACAUCUGUUACCAAUUUUGUUAUGGAUCUCUUGGCAUUCAAAUCACGAAAUUCAGAGUCUUUCAAAUCAUUUAAUGAUGAGGAGCUGAAGAAUCUUACAGGCUUUUUCUUGAAUAAGUUUUCAACUCCAGCUUUGAAUUUAAAGCUACAUAUUGAGGCUGGCCAAUUAAUAAAGAAACUUGUUUUGUGUCAGAAGCCAGAUGUAAGUCAGUUACGAGUACAAGUUGAAGACCAGUUACAAAAUCCUGAUGCAAACAAGAUACUAAAGCAGUUGAAAUCUAAGGUUGAUGAUCUAAAAAAUAUUGUAAUAGUUUUAACUUCAAGAUUGAAAUUAGUCAUUGAAGAGGAGAUAUUUUUAAUCCACAGUUCAGAUUUAAGGAAAAAGGGGGAUAAGCCCUCUGAUUCUAUUGGAAAUUUGGCUGGCUACAAUGAAAAAUUUAUAGAACACCCUUGGAAUAAUGAAUGUUUUAGUAAUAGUUAUCAAGACUAUUACAACUUAAUUGAUGUAGUACUCACAGUAGCACAGUCUGUUAUUAAUAUUUACAUGGAAAUUGUUAAUGUAUUUGAUGAGAAACAUGAGUAUUUUGAUUUUGAUCCUAAAUUAUUUCAAGACUUUCUCUGUGUUACUUCAAAAGCAUUAUGUUUCUUUCCUGGUUGUAUGUUUUUUAAAGAGAGCCCCAGCAAGAAAGAAGGUUUUCUGAAUUUAGCAGCUGUGUUUGGGAAAUUCUCACCAAAAAGACUCCAGCUUAUUUUGCAUCUCAGCUUUGAAGUCAUUCUCAAUUGUAUUUUGAAAAAUUAUGAAUUUAUGUAUUUUCUUAUUGAACUUCUCCAUGAACCAUCCAAUCUAUCAACUGCAGUUAUUGAAGUUCUCUUGAAUUAUCUUUUAGAACAUGUGGAAGACAUAGGAGCUAAUAACCACAUGUUCAACUUAUUUCUGGAUUUUUUGGAAAUUAUCAAAAUUGUUUCUUUUAAAAUAGAAAAUAGAGUAAGAUCAGACAAUAAAGAAAUUUUUAUGUUACACUUGCCCGACAUCAUAAAUAAAAUAUUUGAAAUGAUUCAAAAGGCUGAAAAACCUCAUAACUACAUUGUGCUGCUGCGUAGAUUACUUUUAAAGAAAUUCGAUGAAACUGCUAAAGAUCUAUGUGCUGUUAAAUGGUGUGAAAUCUAUAUCAUUAACGAAAUAUUUGAAAGAAUGAAUCAGUACCUGAAAUUCCCAAUGAAAUCCAAGUAUAAGGAUGAACUUCUUGAUAUAUGUCUUGAUGUCAUAUCUAUCAGAAAACACUAUUUUUUACAUGAUUUUAAAUUAGAACCCUGUUUGUGUAAACUGUAUCUUCGAAUCAUUAAUUCAUCUUUAAGUGCAUCUGAAUCAAUAAUUCUCAAAGGAUUGACUACCUUGAAUGUCUUGUCAAAAAAAAUUGGGAUAAAUUCAAGGGAAGUUGAAGAGAUGAAGUUUGAGAUAACUGAAACUUUACUUGAAAUUUUAGAUAAUUCCUCGAAUAAUGAUAUAAGAUUACAGACUUUCCAAUUGCUUCUUAAGCUCAAAACUCAAAAUUUAGGGGAUAUUUUUGCAUUUCAACAGAAGCAGAAUGUUACAUCAGCUGAUACUUUUGCAGAUAUGAAAAAUUGUAUGAAACUGUAUGUUUUGCAAGAUAAAGAUAGUAUGACGGAAUUACCUAUUUACAUAGAUAAGUUAAUUAUCUCAGCAUGCAAAGUCUUAUGUGAGAGUAACCGUACAAGAGAUCGAGAGUCCAGUUGGAAUAUCAUCAAAAUAUUUUUAGCAUCUACCAUUAUAAAUAGCAACACACAUGAUGAAAUAAGAAACUGCCUUCCAUCCAAUCGUUAUAUCAAUGGUGGUGCUGAACGCGAAGAAUUUCAUCUAAAAAAUCAUAGAAAACUUAUUUACAAACAGAAAGUUACUGAAUACUUUUUAUUGUUACUGACUGAAGAUUGCAAAAGAGAUGAAUCUGAAACGGUAAUGAUUGAAAGUUACAAAAUAGCGUCUUUCAAAAAACAUUGCAAAAAACUUGGAAUCCGAAAAAUCAUCCAACCUGAAGAGCUAAUGAAAGCUGUUACAGAAAAUUUCCAUGCUGGAACUAAAAAAAGAUAUUCUGACCCUGUAUUAAGAAAUGAACCUAUCUACAAGUCUGCUUUUUGUGCAAUGUUUGCUCAAGUUACAAUGGAAACUACAAAGAACGGAGAUCAAAGAUGCCAAGAAUUUUUUCGAAAUGUAGUUCUACAUUACACAUUGCUUGCAAUACUUCUAGAAUUAAAUCCUAUGCUUUAUUAUGGAAGGGAUGUUGUUAAUCCAGCAUUACUUAUAGAUGCUUUUAUCGAUUACAUGUCCUGCUCACAUCAGCAUAUUGAAGAAAAAAGCAUGUUUGGACUUAAAUUUCUUAAAACCAUUAUAAUUUCCGUUGGAUGGUUCUUUUCAGCUGAACAGGAAAAAACUCUGUGGAGCUUUAAUUAUUUCAAGACAUUGUUUGAUAAACUUUGUGCCCUUUGUUAUGCAGAGUCACCAUGGGAAAAAAAUUUUGGGUGUGAAGCAUUGUUGUUUUUAUUGGGUUCAGAGUGUAAGAAAUUGUUCUUCCUUCGAUUCAGUUCAGUUCAAGAAUCUGCAAUUAUGAAAGCAUUGCUCUAUGUUAUUGAAAGUUCUACAAAGUGUAUAUCAGAAGGUGUCACAAUGCUUGCAGAGCGAGGUUUGGAUCAAGCUGUUGACUACAUUUCUGCAGCUAGUUCUCAAGAUUUAGAAAGUGUUUUAAGGCUGUUUUUUGAUGCUUUGAUUAAUCCGAGUGAAGCAGUUAGAAGUAAGGCAUACUCAUGUUUGCAAAAAAUUGUUAAGAAGAAUACAGUUUCAAAUUUGGACAUAUACAUAAAGGGUAUUUACGACCAAUGCUUUGAAAUGCUUAAGGAAUAUUCCAUAUGCCCUACUAAGGUUAUAAUUGGAAUUCUAAAGGGUUUCUGUCUGUUACAAUCAUUUAAAAAGAACUCUCUUUCAGACUAUUUCAACACAAAUCUUAAUGCAGGAUUUUUUCUAAAGGAAUUUCUUCUUGAACAAUGUGCGAAAGUUAUUUCUAAGGAUUUUAAGUCACUUCAAGAAGAUGAGAAAGAAUUAUUUGAAAGCUCCUUGCAAAUUUUGUGCAUUAUGAGUAAAAGUUUAGAAACAGAAAACGUAUCAUCUGUAAUUGAAUGUAUUAUUUAUGCUUUAACGUCUGCCAAUGAAAAAAUGUAUAUAUUUGCAACAAAAUGCUUACGCAUUCUUAAAAAAUAUGUUAGAGAAACUCCUAAAGCUGAUUGGCUGAAAACCUCAAUUACAAAACGUAUUAAGUCUGUUUUGCAGUCUGAAUCACUAAAAACUCAUGAUGUCCAUGUUGUUAGUUGCUUUUUGUUUGUUUUCCAAGACUUGAGGGUUGAAGAAAAGGAACAUAAAAUGUUGAUGUCUGGUUUUGAAAAAUAUUUGCGUGACUGGUUUACAAACAGUAAAACUGUUAAGUAUACAGAAUAUGUGAGGACACUGUACAGUAUAAAGAAUUCUUGUUUUUGGUUUUGCAAUAUACAUCCUGACCUGUUUUUGCCUUUGAUAUUGUUGAUACAAGAAUCUGACUUUUAUAUCCAUCUGAAACAUUUUGAUGAUAAUCUCCUAAAGCAUAUGGCUUGUUAUGAAAAACACACGAUCAAAAUUUUAGAAGAUGUGAAAGAGUUUGAGAAACAAAUUUAUUCAUUUUUUGAGUUUGUAUUAAAGAGCUGCCAUGAAAAGGAUAUCCGCCUGUGUUUAGAAAAAAAUACUGUCAUUUUAAAGAAAAUGCUUAACCGAUCUUCAAAAACCUUACAUCUGAGUGAACAUCAGUGUUGGGCUUUGAGGAUUAUCAGUAUUUUAUGUAAAUACAACAAACAUUUCAUAAUUCAACAGACAGAUUUAUUGCCAGAAUUAUUAACUAUUUGGAGAGAUGCUGAUUUCAAAUCCCUAAACUCAAAAGCAGAUUUCAUUAAUUUGGAAGAAUAUAUGAUUAUAGCAAAGUGUUUCUUAAGCUUUUUUUCUCAUGACUUAUCAAAACCUGAAUUACUGAACUUAAUACCACAAGCAGGAUUAUUUAACCUAAUAUCAGAACCAAAUUUUUUAAAUUUAAUAUCAGAAUUAGAAUUAUUUGAUCAUAAAUCAAAAACCGAAUUAUUGAAUUUGUUAUCAUUGAAUUUAGAAGGCUUAAAACCUGAAUUAUUGAGUUUAGUAUCAAAAGCUAAAUUAUUACAUUUAGUUUCAAAUCCUAGAUUAUUGAGUUCAAUAUCAAAAUCUAAAUUAUUGAACUACGUAGAACCUGAAUUAUUGAGCUUAGUAUCGAAAACUGAAUUACUAUUUAUGAUUUUUAGAGUAGCAACUGGAUGUUUUCUACCGCAACUUUCAUUUUUUAAAGACCUUCCUCAUUUAUUUAUUUCAAAGAUGUCUACUUUGGAACAAGAAGAACUGCUACUAAGAAUUUUUGACAGGGAAAACCUAGAUAAUGAUGUGAAGAUAAAUAUUUUAAGGCACUUAAUAAUACCAUCAUUUUCUCAUAUUACCGAACUGACUGAUGAAAGGGAAAAAACUGAAACUAUAUCAUUUGAAACAUCAAAAUUAUGGGAUUAUAUGAAAUCAGAAAAUACUACACCAGAUUUGGACUUGAUACUGUUGCAGCUUUCAAGUUGCAUUAUGAAGAAUAAUACUAAAGCCUCUUUAAAAAAUUGUAUAAGACCGCAGAACGUUUUGGAGCCUUUACAAGAUUUUUCAAACCACCAUCAACUAAAUGUAUUUAAUGUUGUUAGAAGUUAUGGCUAUUUACUGCUUAGUUUAAUACUUCAUUCACAAACUUCAGAUCAAAAGGACAAUACUAUGGAUACUUUGGAUCAAAAAACAAUUGAUAGGGUGUUUCACAAUUUGUUUGAUAUUUACCAGUCUCAGUGGCGCUCAAUUACUAAAGAUGCAUUAAAGAAUUCUAUUCAAAUCUGUAUGAGUUCCAAAGAGGGUUUCAAAAUAUUAAAAGUCACGAUUUUAAAAGCACUUGAAUGUAAAGUCUUGGUUAAAAAAGCUUUUAUUUUGAGAACAGUUACCCAACAUUAUGAGGCAUUUUAUGAUUUCAAGUCAGACAUCAUUGAAGAAAUGGUUAACUUUGUUGAUUUGUUAUCUAUUGGCAAUAGUAAGAAAUCUGUGCUUGUAGUGGAUAUUAUUGAUGUUAUAUUGGCUUGGCAUAAACGCAAUGUGAAGGAUAAAGAAGGCAAUAAAAAGCCACUACUAGACAAACCGUCAAGCAGAGUGCUGAUUAAACGCCUUUUAAAUGUAUAUUGUUUGGAUCCUGAAGAAGUUAGCCAUGGAUUGAUGCUGAUUACUGGAAAAGAUUUGAUCGAAAAAAGUUCCACACUUUUAAAAGAGGGAUUUACUUGUAAUAUGUGGAGUAUUGACUGUUUAGAGACCUAUGCUAUUUUUAAAGAAUCUCUAGAAUCUCUGGGAAUAGUUGAAACAGAAGAACUUCAGCUAAAUCUAAAAGCCCAAGAAGGAAGAAUUCAGAUACUUCUUUGUUCCUGUCUUGGAAUGAACAAUCCUAAUAUUCUGGAUUUCAUGAGCAGAACACCGUCCACAAUUAAUGGGAAAAGUAUCAUAGAGGUGUUCAUUUCUGACUGCUUCCAAUCUAACUCCAUAAAGGUAGUUGAUUGUAUAAUUAAUAGUAUACUGGCAAUAAGAGUUCCCAACCAGUUCAGCAAAAAUUUUGAUAAAUCAUCAAAUUUUUUGUUGUAUUGUUUAAGACCUGCAGUACUUAAAAUGUCUUCUUGGAAACUGUGCCUGCAUCUGUUCUUGGAAUCAUUGCUAAGACCAGAAUCCUCCUCUGACAAGGAUUCAGAAAGUUCUCCUGUGUUGUUCUUUGCCAAAAUGGGCCUAUUACGUUGUUUGAUGCAUCUAAAUUUAUCCGAGACAAAAAUUUCCUCAAAGACUAAGAUUUUGUCAAUGGUUUUAUCUAUGAUGCCUAAAGUGACACCAGAAACCGAAAGUUUAGUUCUAUAUGGGCUCAAUGUUCUGAAAGAAUGGCAUAUUGAUUUUAUGAAGCCAGAAGAUAGAGAUAAAUUUUUCCUGGAAAAACUACCCACAUUCAUUGGAAAAAUUACCCGGAGUGAAAGCUUCAUGACUAUAAUUGGGCUUUCUCGAUUUUGGUUAACGAAAUUGGAGACAUUUAAAUACCUCGAACAUGUAACCAGAGAACUUAUGUUGGUUUUGGACAGUAAAUUUUCUGAUAACUCACUGCUUAUAGCACACUUUAAUGAUUUGUUGAUAAAACACCAAGAAAAAUAUAAAAUCGAAACGAAUUUUGUUUGGACAGUUAUGUGUGAAUCUGUUUCUGAAGAAUGGUAUAAGCAUCAACUAAUCCGAAAAACAUCGUACAGCCCUCUGAAAAAACUACUUCAAGCUCUUUAUGACAAUAAAAAUUUGUUCCAGAAAUUCUCAUUUGUAAAAUGCAUUGAACUGAUAAUACUAUCCUUGCAAGACUCAUUUUUAUUUAGAAACAUCGAUAGAGAAAAUCAGGAGAAUUCUUAUAAAACAAAGGAUAUGCUGGCACACUACAAUUCAUUUCUUGUGAAUCUAAUGAAAAUACGGGUAUCUGAUUUCGUUCCUAGCCUUCUACAUCUAUGCUACAUUGAUCCUUCUGUUGCUGAAUAUGUGUGGAAACAAAUCUUUAAAACAUUAUGGCAAACUACGUUAAUCGAGGAUAAAACGGAACUUAUCAAAGAACUUUCUGGUUUCAUUGGAGAGAAAAUGAAAAAUCAAACGACCAUUGCACAGGAAAAACUUUCAAUUUCAUCAUUUCUUCGGUCUACAGUUACUUGUAUGGCACCAUUACCUUUUGAUGAUUUUCUUCAUCAGCAUGUUUCAGAGAAUGUACAGUUUUGGUGUGAUGUGCUGAACUGUCUUGAAAAUUACUUCAAAGAGACAUUGCCAGGCGAUCUAAAAACCUCUUGGAAAAAAUGCUUCAAAGAGUUUAUGUCACUUGUCCUUAAAUAUUCUCCUCCUGAAGAUUUCAAAUCUCUGAAUAAAAGGAUAUUUUUAGAAGCCCUUUCCAAAUGGCCUGAAAAACCCAUAUCAUUAAGAAAAAUAUCAAGUGGACCCAGAAGAAAACAUGUUAAUUACACUGCUCUUUGCAAAAUUCGUGCCAAUGAUGAAGAUUUUUACCAAAGUUCCUUAAAGUGUGUUGAAAAACUGCCAAUGCAAUUAUUUCCUGACGAAGUUUGCAAAUCUCUACAGGCCAUCAACAUCUUAACUCAAAUUCACUUAGCAAAUGACGUUAAUAAAAUUAUACGGAGGAUUAAACAGAUAAAGAGCACUACUCUAACUAAAACAGACUAUUCAGAUUUGAAUAGAGAAUUGGUCACCUUAAGGUCGUCAACUCUAUCCAAAAUAGAUGAAUUUAUUAAAAACUCUGUUGCAAUUCACAAUUCAUCACUGACGAUUGAUUUAUGUUCUUCGUUUUGUCUUGGUUUGUAUCAGCAGCAACAGAUUCAAACCUGGGGAAAUAUUUUAAGGAAGACAGUUUAUAAAAAGAAACUUGCUAUCCAUUAUGUGAAUUCCUAUAUGGUGCAGUUUGCUGAAAUGUCUAAGAGGGUUGGUUGUGAACAAAUAGCAUGGAACCGUAUUCACAGCACCUCAUCUAUUCAUGGGUUGAUGAAGUUAUCUGCAUCAAUUGAUUACUAUUUACAUAAAGCUUCUAUGUCUGAAGAAAAUCUGCGGGAUUACUAUCUGAAUUUAGUAUGUUUCUUGACUAAAGCGAAAAAAGGUAAAAGUAAUAUUUUGCAUCAAAAGCUGUCUACUAUCUGCUACAGUAUCUUAGCAAAGCAUGAUCCAGUUGGAAAUACUUUUGCAAGCUUCAAUUUUUCUUUACCCCGACCAAGCUUCAAUUUUUCUUCACACCAACAGUAUGAACUACAUAAGUUGAUUGGAUGUUAUUUUCUUAAACGUAUUGACGACUAUGAACACAGACAGGAGAUCACAGAGAAAGUUGUACACAACUUAUUGAAAGCCUGUACUUAUGUUGAUGGCAAGAAAUCUUUGCAUCUUAUUUCAAUGGUGAUUUCUGUUUUCUCCUUCUACAAUUUCAAAUGCAUGGAAUCUUUUUUUGAAGUUGUGCCCUGCUCUUAUUGGUUGCCAUGGAUACCUCAAUUAAUUGCAUCUCUCAAUCAGCAUGAAACAAAUAAUGCAGAAAAUGUACUAAAAAUUGUUGCUAAAACCUAUCCUGAAGUUGUAUACAUGCCAUUAUAUGUAUUGAAGGAAAGUAGGACAUGUAAUAAAACGGUCAUUGAAUUAAUAUCUUCUAUGGAACAGUCUAAUCCCAAGGAAUGUGCUACAUUAAGAAAAUUUGGAGAAGGGUUGGAACGUUUACAAGAUAAAGUGCAUGGCUUCUUCCUGGGAAGAUCUAAACUGAAACUUCAAGAAUUAUAUGAAGGAGAUCUUUCAUUCUUGAAGGAAACUUGCCAAGAGCUUUCCAAACAGUUUGAGCGAAGCAAAGAGGAUUCAUUGCAAGCUGAAAUUACGGAAAUUUUACACACAUUUAGUGACCAUCAUGUUGAUGACAACCAAAAUGCAAAGUUCAAAACAACAACAAUAGCAAACAUUUCUACUGUCAUCAGAAAAAGUAUCCAAAGAGUCAUCGAGAGGCAACCAACUCAAAAUACAUUAUGUUUAUGUGACUUCUUGCCAGAAUACUAUUUGCAAAAUGAAGGUGCAAAGUUAUAUUUUGAUGUUCCUUUGAAUAAAGGAAAUCAGGCUUCAAGAAAAAUUUCAGGAUUUUUGAACAAGGUGGAAAUUGUAAAUGAUGAAUUUAACUUUGGUAUCAGAAUUUGUAUGAAAGGGGAAAAUGGACAGAUUCUUCCAUUUGUGCUCCAAUUUUGUCAUCCAGAUACUUACAUGAUGCAAACUUUAGUUUACCAAAUGUAUGAAUUAGUGAACAUUAUUUUUAAUCAAGAAAGUGGAAGCAUGGUAAAACUCCAAUCUCCCCAGUCAUUACUCAUUGGUCCUAAUUUGAAAAUCGUAUCUGAUUACAAGCACUCUAAAACGUUGCUUGAACUAUGCUCUCAGGCACCUGGUAAAAAAGAAUUUAAUGAUUUCUUCUGUGAAAAAAGGCUUUUAUCACUGUAUGAUGAAUUCCGUAGUAUGGAUUACUUAGAAAGAAAAAACAUAAAAUUUCCUACAGAUUUGCUUAGAAAUUGGUGUCUGACUCAUAAAGAUCCUCGAUCAUAUCAAUUGUUUAAAAGACAGUUCUCAAAAAGCUUGGCCAUCUGUAACUUCAUGAACUAUUCAUUUUGCCUUGAUCACCAGAAUCCUGAUUUGUUUCACAUAGACCUCAAUACUGGUCACAUUGCAAUUCAUGAUUUGAGCUUUCAAAUUUUAUCAGAUGACGCAAACGAUGCAGUAGAGAUGCCUUUUCGUUUGACACCAAACAUAUCAAACUUCAUAAGAAAUGAAAUAAUUGGCCCUUUCAAAGAGGAUAUGAUUUCUUCUGCCCGUUGCUUAUACAGACGAGACCAAGAAAUUUUAUAUUUUCUAAAGACAUUGUGGAAUAAUCAUUCUCUUUUCGAAAUUUCACUUUUGGAAAAUGAAGAAAUAUCUGAUGAAGAAACAUCUGAUGAAGAAACAUCUGAUGAAGACACAUCUGAUGAAGAAACAUCUGAUGAAGAAACAUCUGAUGAAGAAACAUCUGAUGAAGAAAUGGAAAUUGAUGUAAGAGAAGCUUCCAGAAAUUUUGAGGAGAUGGACGAAAUUUUAGACGAAGCGGCAAAUAGUGUUUUGAAAAAAAUUAAAGAUUUGGCAGACUUACAAAGAAGCGGCACUAAUGCUGGACCCAAUGAAGCAAUACACCAAUUAAUUAUAUAUUCCCAAAGGGACAUACGUGACACAGCUUCCCUGUAUAACUGGUGUAGAUAUAAAUUCUGGUUAUAAUCAAAUUUUCUGUUAAAUUCCAAUGUUGAAAAUAUAAGUAUUUUUUUAUGAUAUAUCUAUAGUGAAACUUCAAAAAUUUUGAAGUUAAGUGUGAAUAAAACACCAAGUUAUUGAAAAUGAUAUAUCUACAUUGGAACUUCAGUUAUUUGAAGUUAAGUGUGAAAAAAACCACCAAGUUAUUGAAAAUGAUAUGUCUACAGUAAAACUUCAAUUAUUCGAAGUUAAGUGUGAAAAGAAAAAAAAACAAGUUAUUGAAUUGAUAUAUCUUCAGUGAAGCUUCAUUAAUUAUAAGUUAAAAACACCAAGUUAUUGAAAAUUCAACUUAUAAAAAGUCAAUUGAAAAUUCUUUUCUAUUUUAAUCUAUCCUGAGAAACAAAAUUUUGUUAAGAGCAAAUAACAUUGUAAACACUUUAACGAGUUUUAACAAAACGUUUUAACUAAUAUCGUUUUCAAAAUGUUUUACAAGAUAUGAAAUCGAUUUUAAAACAUGAGUGCAAAGUACUUAAUUCAUUGCAUCUAAAAAAAAAUUAUGAUAAAGGAUUACUAUCUGAAAAGUAAUCAUAUUUGUUUGUUUUAUAUUUUGAGAUACUUUCUUGGCCAGGUAGCUGUCCGAAGGUCUCUUGGAUAUUUAAAGGAAGGACUUUUUUUUAUGUUUUGAGCUUAUAAUUUUAUUUUAAGCUUUAUUUAUGAAAAGGAAUGAGUAAACAAAACAAAAAACUGAGCAUCAAUUUCUGUAGAACAAUCGAGUUGUAAUUUUUGUUUAAAAUGAUUUCGCAUAUUGAUGAAAUUUGAUUUUAAAAAAUAAAAAAAUUCUAGUCAUCGAAAAAAUCAACUUUUUGAACUUCCAGUAAUAGAAAAAUGAUUGCGCACAUUUUUGCCAAGAUUUUAAAAUUUUUAGAGUUUCUAAAAAAAUCAAGUUAAAGAAGUUUAACUAUAAAAUCAAUGUAAAUAAUAAAAAAAAAUUAUGCUUAAUGUUUACUUAUCUUCUGAUACUUAUGGAUUUUGACAUUAGAUUAUUUAUUGUUAUACUCAUUGCAUUUCUGUGGGAGAUCACAGGUUUACCAAGUUUUAUUUUUUAUUACAUAUUUGCCAAUUUUAUAACUACAUAUUUGCCAAUUUUAUAAUUUAUUCAGGGUUGGCUAGAAGUAUCCCUAAGUAAUGACUUAUUCUUAUGGAUUUAGAAUCUAAUAGAUUCAGAUCUGCAGACGUGCUCACAAAAAGUGAAAAAUUAUUUCGUAGUUUUUAUUAUUAGAGAGAUUUAACACUAAUGUUUUGCAUCCACUUAGUUCACACAAUUUUAUUAAUUUAAUUAACUGGGAGCAUACAGUUUUGGAGAAUCUGGUCCUUGGGUUUCAUUAUUAGAGAUAUUUAACACUAUUUCAUGCCCUCUUAAGUUCACAUGUUUUUGUUCUAAGUAAAUAGAUCUGUGCAUUUUUAAAGAGCCUGGUCAUAGGCAGGUACAAUUGCUUCAAAACAUACAGACUUAAACAAGAGGGGAUUUGAAUUGCUAGUGAUAAAUCUCUCUGUUACUAAAACCUGUAAUUGAAAUUGAGUAUGUCAUGUUUUUAAGAAUCUGCUCCCAGACAUGCUAAGUAGGAAUUCAGACUCCCUUUUAGAGGUACAAGCUUGAAGAAUUUUAAUCUGAACAUAGGAUUUACUUCGAACUCAAGAUGUAUAUAGAGAAAAAACCCAAAUUUUGCUAUCUCAACACUGAACUCACGAAGCAAAAGGACUGAACAGGAGUAGCAGAUCACUUAAAUGUUUACCUUAUAAAUCUUAAAUUUUUUCAAAAUUGAUGACUGAACCAAAUGUGUAUUUAAAAGCAUUAAAAGA